AUGCGCAACGCACUCCUCGCACUCAGCUGCUGCAUAAAAGCAGCAGCAGCCAUGUCGCCGCGCGAAGCCUUGGCGAAACGCGUCGUCGCCUCGCCCGCACCCGUGCUCGCGCCGCUGACGCGGGCGGGCACGGCGCCCUUCCGUGCGCUUUGCCGAAGGCACGGCGCCGACGCGACGAUGGGCGAGAUGAUUUUCGCACGGCAGUUGUGCAAGGGCGACCGCCGCGAGCAGGCGAGGUUGCGGCGGCCCGAGGCCGAGACGCUGUUCGGGGCCCAAAUCGCGACGAACCAGAUCUCCGAGGGCGUCGCGGCCUGCGUGUUAGCGGAGGAGGCGGGCGCGGCGUGGGUCGAUCUGAACUGCGGCUGCCCUAUUUAUGAGGCGACGCGGCGAGGUCUGGGCUCGGCGUUGCUGAGGAAGCCGGCGAAACUCGCGAGGCUCGUCGGCGGGCUCGUCGAGGGGAGUCCGCUACCGGUAUCGGUCAAGAUCCGGUUGUCUCCGGCGGGCAACAAGGACGUGAACGCGCUGGAACAUAUCGAAGCAUUGGCGGCGCUCGACCACAAGCCGGCCUUCGUGACGCUGCACGCGCGGACGGCGACGCAGCGCUACGGCCGCGCGGCGACGUGGGAGGACGUCGAGGCCUGCGCGCGCAAGGCCGGCGAAAAUUUUCCGGUGCUCGGGAAUGGCGACGUGCUGACGCACUUCGAGGCCCGGAGGAAGCGCGCGGUCGCGCCGACGGCGGCGGGGCUCAUGGUCGGGCGCGGGGCGCUGAUCGGUGCACAAAUCAAAUUUUUUUGAGCACAUAACUCACUGGUGGAUUUGCGCACAGGCGCUGAUCAACCCGUGGCUAUUCGACGAUAUCCGGAACGAGAAGUCCUGGCUGCCGACCGCCGCGGAGCGGCUCGAGGUCUACUACUCGCUGGUGGCGGGCUACCGGGACACGUUUGGCGACGACGAGCGCGGCCGGAAGACGGCCUGGUACUUUGUGCCCUUCCACUUCAACUUCUUCCACCGGUGGCGGCCGCUGAGUGAGGAGCACUUCGGCGCCUUCGAGAUCCCACUCAUCCAGAAUGGCCGGGCCGUUGACGCGGCGCUGGAAGAGAUCGAGGGGCCCCGCGCCGCGUUGGCCCCGCUCGAGCAGCUGCUCCGCUGCGCGCACGCCGACGCCGGCGAGGCCAUCGCCGACGCGCUCUGGUCGAGUUAUAGCGUCGCCGACGCCGUGGCCGCAGUCACGAGGCUCGCGACGCCCGAGCACCUCGCGGCCUGGGAGCAGCCCGACGCCGAGACGCGGGACGAGGACGAGGGGCAUUCCUCGUCAUCGGCGGGGAAGAAGCGUGGCGGCGGCGGGAGGCGCAAUUCAUAG
Molecule: messenger RNA, 1360 nt
Organism: Pelagomonas calceolata
Lineage: Eukaryota; Pelagophyceae; Pelagomonadales; Pelagomonadaceae
Source: the annotation of a GenBank genome assembly